This is a messenger RNA of Varanus komodoensis (Komodo dragon), 742 nucleotides long. RefSeq names its product forkhead box S1 (gene FOXS1). NCBI's taxonomy places the organism in Eukaryota, Metazoa, Chordata, Lepidosauria, Squamata, Varanidae. The record is from RefSeq and is a predicted model, not a curated record. The coding region runs from base 1 to 507 and encodes 168 amino acids. The transcript has 2 exons.
AUGCUGCCAUACGGAUCCUCCGAAGCCCUGAGCAGCAAACCGGGCGGCGCAGAGGGCAAGGAGGCGUCCCAGCCGUUCGGCCAGGCGGCCGUCGCCUUCCCGGCCCUCCUGGGCCCCGCCAGAUCCGCGCAGCCGUGCGGCCGCCAGCCCUCUCCCGCCGCCAGCCGGCCUGACCUGGAGGGCGAGGGCUACCCCAAGCCGCCGGUGCUGCCCCUCCUGGGGGCGUACCCCGGCGCCGAGGCGCUGAACGGGAACUACCAGUGCCGCCUGCAGGCGCUGAACUUCUGCGUCAACGAGCACAGCUGCGCCACGGCGCUGGAGCACCUCCUGGCCUCGCCUGCCGUCUCCGCCCCGGCCAGCCCCCUCCAGCCGCCCCCCUUCGUGCAGCUCCCGGGGGAGCAGGAGGCCUGGGCCGGGACCCCCUUCUCCCUCCAGGGAGGGAACGGGUACCAGCUGGGCCUCCCGCACUGCCUCUACAGGACGCCAGGCAUGUUCUUCUUCGAGUGACGGCCGGGCGGGGGAAGGCACCCCGCAAGCGUGCGCAGCGCCGCCAAGACCCCGCACCUCUCCAGCGGGACCGACGCACACCCCAGCGGCUGCCUCCGCCCUGGCAUAGCCCCAGGGCCUCCGAGGGAUGGAGGCCACCGGCGCCCGGUUCCAGCCGAGAGAAAGCCUCCCCUGCCUGAUGGACCAAAGUACUUUUUACUUUUUUGCUAGUGGAAUAAACGCAUAUUGCACCCUA